Messenger RNA from Mytilus trossulus (common blue mussel), 1770 nucleotides. RefSeq names its product scavenger receptor cysteine-rich domain superfamily protein-like. The record is from RefSeq and is a predicted model, not a curated record. Gene Ontology annotation, cellular component: membrane. NCBI's taxonomy places the organism in Eukaryota, Metazoa, Mollusca, Bivalvia, Mytilida, Mytilidae. Bases 1 to 1770 code for a protein of 589 amino acids. The transcript is spliced from 12 exons.
AUGAUAAUAAAUGGUUUCAAUAAACCUGAUAAAAAGUACUUAGAACAUUAUGCCGGAACUUCUGAGGUACGUCUUGUUGGUGGUACAAGUAAUGAAGGUCGACUGGAAAUCAUGUACAGAGGAAUUUUCCGCACUGUUUGUUCUUAUUACUUUUAUACAUCACAAGCCAAAGUAAUGUGUCAACUUUUAGGACUGGAUGACACGAAUCCAACCUUCACAAGCGGAACCAAGUAUGGAGCAUUCAGCGGUAGUGGAUACAUGGUAGCUAUGACUAGUUGUCCCAGUAAUGCCGUGUCACCCUCACAAUGUUCGUUACGAUACGGUUCUUACUCCCAGUGCAAUGGUGCUCGAUAUGGUUACUCCAACUAUGAAGCUAUUUUGAAGUGUGGUCAAGCACCUGCUUCAAAUACCAGACUGGUAAAUGGCAGCACCCCUUACAACGGAGCUGUUGAAGUAUUCCAAAAUAAUCAUUGGGGACCAAUUUGUGACAGUAAUCCUGACAUCAAAUUGGCAAAAGUAAUCUGCCGAUCAUUAGGAAAUACUGAAGAAUAUGCAGAAAUCUACAAGUUGCAACAGAAUCGUAUCAGACAAUAUGUAAUGUACAGUGCUCGCUGCAGUGGGUCUGAAAAGGAUGUUUGGAGUUGUCGACAUAGCUGGAAUAUCCGCACAUGUUCAGAUCCAUCAAUAAUAGGAGUUUCAUGUGAAACCCGUAUUCGUUUAAUUGGUGGUACUAGUUUUGCAAACGGCCAGUUAGAGGUUCGCUACAAUGGACAGUGGGGUACAAUGUGUUAUGAUACGUUUGACAAAUCUGAGGCAAACGUAGUAUGCAGAAUGCUUGGAUUUGAAGAAAAAAAUGCAGGCGUGGUGAAGUAUGGAUAUAGUUCAACACCUAUCAUAAAGGAUGACCUCCACUGUAGCGGAACCGAGUCUGAUAUAUCAAUGUGUAGCUACCAGGGAUGGAAUCCUAGUACUUGUACGAAUAAUCACACUGUUGGUGUGAAAUGCAAUAUACCAGUGCGUUUAUAUGGAGGCAGGAAACCAAGCGUAGGAGCAGUUGAGUUAUUAAUUAGUGGAGUUUGGAAACGUGUUUGUGAUCAUAGUUUUACCAAGAACGCUGCAGUCGUGAUCUGUCAUUCACUUGGAUAUCAAAAUGCCGCACCAGAAAUAAUUACCAUGAGUUCAAUAGAUGUAGGACAGGAUCAUACUGCCGUAGAUGAUAUUCAGUGUUCCGGUUCUGAACAGUAUAUAGCAGACUGUAGUAUAAGUAAUUCACAGAACACAACAUGUUCACCAAAUAACACAGUGGCUAUAUCAUGCACAACAAAUGUAAAACUUGUGGGAGGAAGAUAUCCAAAUGAGGGAAGAAUAGAAAUACAACACAAUGGUACAUGGGGAUCUGUGUGUAAUCAUACAUUUACUGUACAGGAUGCUAGAGUUGUGUGUUCUAUGUUAGGAUAUAAUAACCCAUAUCCAGAAGUAUGUUCGUCAUGUUUUGGUGUGGCUAAUGAUAAUUCAACUCGAUACAAUGUGAACUGCUCAAACGAUGAGUCUGAUAUUUCUCAAUGUAUAGAUAAAUGGGAAGAUGUUCCUUGUCUGGGUGAUGCAGGAGUAAGAUGCAGGACCCAAAUUCGUCUCCAGAAUGGGGCUAAUCCAUCGGAAGGACGAGUAGAGGUAUACCAUAACAAUCAAUGGGGAACAAUUUGCAGUGAUAACUUUGGUAAAGAAGACGCAAGUGUUAUUUGUAAGAUGCUUGGUUUCGACCCAUUGUAA